Messenger RNA from Toxorhynchites rutilus septentrionalis, 5703 nucleotides. It is a transcript of the gene Dlg5, whose product is annotated as disks large homolog 5. The transcript is spliced from 9 exons. Gene Ontology annotation, molecular function: protein binding. The record is from RefSeq and is a predicted model, not a curated record. Lineage: Eukaryota; Metazoa; Arthropoda; Insecta; Diptera; Culicidae. The coding region runs from base 283 to 5325 and encodes 1680 amino acids.
AAAAUAUGUAUACUCUCGGACUAAACCUUCUUUUUUGCAAAUUUGCUAUUUUCGGAAAUGUUCAUGGUUUAAUCUAAACUAUAUAUGCGACUUGUGUAAUUGAAUGUGUAUAUUGUUUGCAUGUAUAAGCGAAUAAAACUAGAAUUACAAUCAAUUGAUGAAAAUGUGUUUAUUCUUGCAUGUAAUGUUAUUUCACAUUUCUAGUUAAUUGAACUUCAGAUGACGGAAUCGUGCGACAAAAUUUGAAUUGAAUACUUAUUCUUUUUGGUUGAUUGAUAUAGAAUGGCAUCCAGUGAAAACAACAGUGACGAAGGAGACAUUGCAGCUGAUUAUGAUCACAUAAUACAGAUUGAAUAUCUAAAGGAAAAAUAUCGAGAUGUAAUGUCACAAUUUAAAACCGUGUCUGGAGAAAAGCAAAGACUAGAGCGAGACUUUCAAAUGCUCAAAAAAGAGCUCGAGAAUGGAAAAGGCGAUUUUUUCAGCACUUAUCAUGAAUAUAACAUGUUGAAGCAAAAAUAUGACAAUCUUCGUUUGCGCUACGAUGAGUUCGUUAACGAUCCAAGUCAUUGCAUAAAAUUAUGCGAGGAGCUAAAAAAAGAACGAAAUAAGUAUAAAGAACUUUUGAAAGCUACGGAACUUGAAGUGGAAACCGUAUUAUCUGAAAGAGGUACCGUACUUAAAGAAAAUCAAAAACUUUAUGAUAAGAACGAAAGUUUAGAACGUGAAUUACAAUCAGCAUUGAGAUGUCGCGAUGAAUCCGUAAAAGAGUGCUCCGCAUUACAAGACAAAAUAGACAUUUUGAAAGGGAGAGGAGAAUUUCUCUCACAUCCGAGUGAGUCCAACUGGAACCGAGAACGUACAGAGAGUAAAGAUAAGUUUGAUAUGGUAACUGAGAAUUUAGAAUCAGCGAAUAGAGAAAUUGAAAGGUUAAAAAAAGCACUGGAUAAAGCGAAAGGAGAAAUAACAAAGGCAAUUCAAGAAACUGAAAUUGCGAAAGGAAGAAGGGAUUGGGCGAUAUCUGAACGAGAAAAAAUAGUCCAAGAACGUGACAGCGUCCGUAAUUUGUGUGAUGAGAUACGGAAGGAAAGAGAUACAGCAACUUCGAAAUUAUUGGCAGCAAUCAGAGAUAAAGAUGAAGCGUACAAGGAAAUUGAACAAUUAACAGAACGCCUAGAAGCACAAAACAUAUUGAAAGAUAACAUGAACAAUAACGUAACAACUGGCAAACAAUCUAGCAACCCUGUUGAAAGCAAUUUUCGAAGUUCACGUUACAGCACAGUUAGCUUGGAUUCUAUAUAUGACUUAGAUACAUUUCAACAAUAUACUAUAGAAGUUAUUGAAAUCGACUCAUCGCUUCUCCAAAACAGUAUUUCUGAAUGGGGCUUGACUAUAAGUGAAGAUGUUGAGGAAUAUGAUAAUAAUGCAGCCGUUCAUAUUGGUCCAUACGUCGUUUCAGUAGAACACGAUUCAGUUUUUGCUGGACAAUUAUUACCUAAUGAUAUCAUAUUCCAGAUUAAUAACAUAGAUUGCACUGCGUUUUCGAAACGAAAAAUUUUCAAAGCAAUGAAAGGUAGUCUUCCAACAUGCACGAUAACAAUAAAACGCCCAGAAAAACGUCUUUUACCAAUACAAAUCAAUUUUGUUAAUGGAAACAAAAAUCAUGGUUUACAUUUGGAAACAGGGGUUUAUAUUUCAAAAAUAGACUCUAACUCGUUGGGUGCAAAGGACGGACGACUUUGCGUUGGAGACAGAAUUAUUUCGCUUAACGGUAAACCUAUGGAUUGUGUCAAUAACAUGAAUGAAAUAAAUGCAAUGAUCAAUGAUAUGAGGAACAAUAGUCUUAGCUUGAUUGUUGUCAAAGAUCUGGUAGACUAUACACAUGGAACCUGUCUUUUGAACUUAAAGACGAAACACUUGCGCAGUACCACUAGUUGCACACAAACAGAUAACACGUCGAAUAACCAAGAAAAUAAUCCGAAAGACUCUGUGAAUCGAUUGAGUUUAGAUCUCGACAGCAAUAAUCAUUUCCUUCCAUCUGCUAUGCAUUAUAGUAUGAAUACUACAUCGAGCACACCGAAUUCGAUCAUAGCGAGUACUCCAUCAUCUUCGAAAUCGGCAUCGAAAUUGACCGGAAUGUUCCAGAAGUUGAAAGAUAAGAUGAGCAUCAGCAUUCAUAAAGACUGUCAGGAAAAUGACGCAAUCGCUGUACUUGACUCCGUUUUGGACAGCGACGAUCAAGAAGUGUUAAGUGCUUCAACUUUUACGAAAACCAGGGAGAAAAAGUCGAAAAGAAAAUCCAAAGAUUCUCAAGAAGUUCCUCGGGGAACAUGGCCUCGUGUCACAAUGACGGUGCAUACAAAUGAAAGCCAUGUCGGUACGAUUGUACACCGGACGAAAAAAGAGCGUCCAAAGUUGAGUAUUCCUUUCGAUAACAAAGAGAGUAAUACAUUUUUCACCACAUCUGGUUCCAAUGAUUGUAAUCCAUUAUCACCUCAAUCUGCAAAUAACAAUCCCGGUAUGAGCAUGGCAAGCUUCACUAGCAUUAACAAACGUAAUUCGAAUCCGGUAUCAAAAAUUGAUAUCAAUCGUACCCUACAAUCUUCAAAACAUAGCUAUGAUAUGAAUAUACAGAAAUCGAAUUUAUGUCCUGGGAGCAAAAGUUCUUAUUCUAGAACAUCGACAUACGACCCACGUAAUAACCACAAUAAUUUAAAUGUCAAUCGACACAGUUUGAAUCUUUCCUCCUUCAAUAGACAACAAAUUGAGCUUCAGCAGGCACAACAGAGCUUAAUUGAUUUUAUGCCGGUUAAAGUGAAUAAUUCGGCAGAUUCCUCAAUACCAUUUCCCAAAAGUCCAAUAGGACAUAAUUAUGCAAUCAAGACCAUGCCAAAAGAUCGCUUUGAUGUGUAUAUGCCUUCCAAAACUUCGAAACAUCUUUCAAAAUAUUCGAGUGACACUGAAAGUAUUGAUAUGGAGAAUUCCCCACUAACAAUGACAAACAAUGCAAAUACUUUACCUCAUUCACACAUGAGGAAACAAUCAUUAGGUAACGCUAGUAAUGCAUCGUCUUCAAAUCGACCAGUCGCAGCCACUAGUGUUGGAAAUUCCAACUUUCCAGUUGGCUACAGUUCCAUAUUUCCUGGGAUUCAAACGCUACCAUCGAAUGUAUACUCACACACCCUAUCAUCGACACGUCCGUCUGGGAAUAUAAUUCCUUCCGGAGAGUUCCCUGGGCAUCCACCGAUAUCUCACCAUUCACAUGGUUCAUCAAUAGAUUAUUCAUAUAAUCGAUACAGUCAAAUUCAAUCUUCAAAAGAAGAAGUCCCCUCAGGAUUAAUAACCCAUAGCUAUGAAGGAGGAACUUUUCCUCGCAAUAAAGUUCAUCAAGGAUAUCGCAUUCCAUCCAAUCAAAGUGUCACUAGUCGUGGAAGUGGAAUUAAGAUAAGCAAUGGUUCAAUCGAUUAUUGCAGUUCAGAAAGAGCAUCACCCAUCCCCACAUUUCAAGUGCAAGUAUUAGAACCUGGCAGAAUAUGUACAGCGAAUAAACGAAGUUCACUUCAGGAUUACAAUGUGCGAACAAAACCCAACAUUGGUGAACUACGGUACGUACACAUAGACAAGAGUGAAAUGUCAUUAGGUAUUAAAAUAUUUUGCCGCGGGAAUGGUGGGGGAGUAUUCGUUUCUAACGUCGGUGAGAAUAGUCUUGCCAGCAAGGUUGGACUUCACAUUGGUGAUCAAUUAUUGGAAGUAUGUGGUAUUAAUUUGAGGAAAGCGACGUAUGAGCUAGCUGCACAUGUUUUACGACAAUGUGGGAACUCCAUCACAAUGCUUGUGUUAUAUAAUCCGGAAAUUUACAAUAAUCUCACAACUAGCGAGGAUAAUAUCGAACGAUCAAGCUCACCUACACCACAGAAUUCACCUCGUGCAAUAGGAAGAUCUAUUAUUUCACCGGUUAAUUCGACGACCGUUAAUGCGAAUUCAACAAUUGCUCAAAAGACAAUGUCGAAUAAAGAUAGCCACCAACAAACAGGAACGAAUUCGUCGCAAAAUUGUCAGUAUAAGGAACAACCCAGACUAAUAUUCAUUGAGACAAGAAAAAGCUCUAAUCUUGGUAUAAGUCUCGUUGGAGGCAAUGCAUGUGGUAUAUUCGUUCAUGGAGUGCAGAAAGAUUCGAUAGCCGAUAAUGCCGGUCUACGAGUAGGGGAUCAGAUUCUAGAAUUCAAUGCUGCAGAUUUGCGAAGAUCAACAGCUGAGCAUGCAGCAUUGGAGAUAGCGAAACCAGCAGAUAAUGUGACAGUUCUCGUGCUCUAUAACAUUCUGAGAUUCAACCAGAUAAAGGAUAAACCUGGGGACGCAUUAUAUAUACGUGUUGGAUUCGACAGAAAUUGCGAUCUCGGGGAUUCCGAGUUAUCAUUCAACAAAGAUGAGGUGUUGUAUGUUGAUAAUACUAUGUUUGGAGGUGUACCAGGACGCUGGCGUGCCUGGAAAUUGGAUGAAUAUGGGCAUAAACUGCAGUGUGGGAUAAUUCCCAAUAAACUUAAAGUUGAAGAAGAGUUAAGAUUGUUGGGUGAUCUACAGGAUGUUGAGGCAACUACUAGAAGAGGUUCGACUUCUGCGAGACGUUCAUUCUUCAAAAGAAUUAAACCUCAACGAAGUUCUUCUAGAGAUUCAAAAGAGCUAGCUAGCUUCAGCAAUACACAUCUUAGUCUUUAUGUGGAUUCAGGUUCUCUGAAUGAUGAUGGACUAACCAGUUAUCAAAGAGUCGAAAGAUUAGAAUACAAAUAUCGCCCUGUGUUAGUAUUGGGACCAUUAUCAGAAUGUGUUAUUGAAAAACUUUGUAUUGAUUUCCCUGAACAUUUUCAUCGUUGUCAGCAAAACCAAAUGCGCUGCACGAAAGAAGAUAUGGAAAGUGGUGUUCAGAACAAUGCUAUUGCAGAUUAUCGACGCAGAGGCAGCAUAUUCGAAUACACAUCUGUACAAGCAAUUCUUGAUAAUAAGCAACAUCAUUGUAUUUUGGAUGUGUGUAUUUCUGCUGUCGAGCGUCUACAGCGCAAUCAAAUCUAUCCUAUUGUUUUAUUAUUGCGAUUUAAAACAGCAAAACAAAUAAAAGAAAUAAAGGAUUCUCGUUAUUCAGCUGACAAAAUUUCUGCAAAGGCAGCUAAGGAAAUGUAUGAACAUGCUUUGAAGCUAGAGUCUGACUAUAGGCAGUAUAUUUCUGUUGUAAUUUCCGGUGUAAAUAUUGCACACAUGUGUACUCAGAUAAAAGCAGCGGUCGACAGCGAGCAGAAGAAAAUUUUGUGGGUUCCAAUUUCAACAAACUUAUGAUAAUCAAACGUUAUUAUCUCGUUUACAAAUAAUAUAGACUCUAUAUAUGACCUAUACAAUUUCUGAAAUGAAGAAUUUUACAUAGAAUAUUCAUUGGUUAUGAAUACUUCAACAAAAUUACAAUUGUUGGUAGGGUUUGUAAAAAUUGCCAUUCAACAAGAAAAUUGAAUCAUCAAUCAACGAUACAUCUUGCCUUGUCUGAAUAAUAUUUAGUUAAUAAACAUUUGUAGACUUCCUCAAAGAUAGCAUUCACUUACAAAGUGUGCAAGAGCUACGGAUAGUCUUAGAGAAUAGAAUAUGGUAUAUAUAAUGCAUGUUAAUUAUUUUCAUAUGAACUGUACUAUUUUUACAAUAUAUGUUACAUUAUAUUUUCUUAAA